UAGCAGGCUGUGCUGUGGGAGGGUGAGAUGAGGCUGAUAUGAGGUCUGCUACCCUUUAAAAACAUAUGGAACAGCAAACAGUGUGGUGAGAAACAAGACAUCAGGACACCAGCCUCCUGUGACACUAUGGCCUCCAGUCUUCCGAUCCUCCUGUUGGUACUGUGCAGUCUGAAUGUGGCUAAAGCCCAGUUGAAACUGUUUAACCUGCGAGCCAGCGAUCUUCCCUCCAACCUCAUGGGAACCGCAGAUGGCUAUGUCAAGGUGUUCUGCGGCUCAGCCUCUCUGGGUAAAACGUCCAUUCGAAACAACACCCCUGACCCCUGGUGGAAGGAGGAGUUCACCCACUUCAAGGCUCAGCAGAAUGACGUACUGAGGCUCGAGGUUUACGACAGUGACUACCUCUUCGAUGACCUGCUGGGAGUCUGCCAGAGACAGAUCAAGCUGGGAACCCAUAAGCACGACUGCUUCCUGAAGAAAGGCGGGAUCCUCCAUUACUCCUAUACCCUUGGUUGAGACAGUUAUUAGCCCUGUAUAGAUGUAUCUGACCUUUAGUCUUUACAGGCGGCUUGCUCAUCUCUCAAACUGGCUCUUUCAUCCUAAUGAAUGAUUUCUAAACGACUAACUGUGAGUGCUUAGGUUCUCUGUCCCAAAACACUUAGGAUUAGAUCAGAAAAAUAGUUAAUGAUAAAAAAUAAAUGAACUUCUGCCACACUGUAUCAUUGGCUAGUAUAGAUGUAUGUGAGUACAGGCAGCCUUUAUUUACCACAGCAUGGGUACAUCUUAAUUUAUGGCUUUAAUUGUCACCAUUCAUUAUUCAGGUUUUUGAUCAGACAAACCACAUUCACAUUACCAAGAAAGAUCUAAACAGCUUCAUUCAAUAAAGCUAGUGAGCAUUU
Molecule: messenger RNA, 896 nt
Organism: Dicentrarchus labrax (European seabass)
Lineage: Eukaryota; Metazoa; Chordata; Actinopteri; Moronidae
Product: perforin-1-like
Exons: 2
Coding region: 127-513 (128 amino acids)
Source: RefSeq, a predicted model, not a curated record